Molecule: messenger RNA, 9672 nt
Organism: Esox lucius (northern pike)
Lineage: Eukaryota; Metazoa; Chordata; Actinopteri; Esociformes; Esocidae
Gene: abca3b
Product: ATP-binding cassette, sub-family A (ABC1), member 3b
Exons: 32
Coding region: 301-5436 (1711 amino acids)
Biological process (GO): lipid transport; transmembrane transport
Cellular component (GO): membrane; intracellular membrane-bounded organelle
Molecular function (GO): ATP binding; ABC-type transporter activity; lipid carrier activity
Source: RefSeq, a predicted model, not a curated record
ACUAUUGACGAUUGUAUCUGCGUUCGCACGAUGAAAUCGACUUUCCCUGUCAUGCAUGGUGCAAUGUCAUCGCCUUAGUAACUGGCAUACUGAGGAAAAAAUACCCCUGGCUCGCAACGCGUCUAAACCUUGCUAAUGCAACCACUGGUGUUUCGCUGAAGGUAGAUGAAGGAAAUUCAAUGCCAUCGUUAAAAAGAAAAGCGGGUUUUUAAUACGCCGACUAAGGAACGCUCAUGAAGUUCACAUACCGAACCUUUGGUUUAUAAGCCAUUUCAGGUCUUUCAGUUGUCUCCUCUCAAAAUGGCUACUGCACAGCAGUUUGGAUUGCUCCUGUGGAAGAACUACCUUCAGCAGAAGCGUCAGAUCCUGGUGACCCUUGUGGAAAUCGCCCUGCCGUUGCUUUUCGCUGGGAUCCUCAUCGUUUUGCGCCAGCGCGUGCCCUUCAAAGACUACCCCAAUGCCACGCUCUACGAGAGCUUCUCUGCUGACGUGCUGCCCUACCCGCUGUACCUCAGGCACUACGAGCUGGCCUACGUCCCCGGCAACGCUAGCGUGGUGCGGCGUGUGGCAGAGGAUGUGCAGCGCAGCCUGGGCUCCGUCAUCAGUACAGUGCGUGGGUUUGAGACGGAGGGGCAGUUUGAGGAUUUUGUAAGAAAAGACCCUCUGUCCCGGAAGGUUCUGGCUGCUGUGGUGUUUGAGCACCCCUUCACCCAUUAUGAUGAGCCGCUGCCCAUGCAGGUCAGCUACCACCUGCGGUUCAGCUAUAGUCCCCGUAACGCACCAGACAAGGAGAAAUCUGAGCUCAAUGUCAACAAUGACUUUGACUGGCACACCCUGAACCUUUUCCCCCUCUUCCAAAUGCCUGGGCCCAGGGAACAGUACGAUCGCCAGGGAGGAACCCCCGGUUACUUCCGUGAGGGCUUCCUGACCGUGCAGCACGCGGUCAACCGGGCCGUCAUGCGCACCUUUAACAGCACAGGAGCCGCCUGGCUCCUCUCCCACUCCAGGGUGGUCCUCCGCCGGUUCCCCUUCCCGCCAUUCAUCUACGAUGUGUUCAUCCUGGCAAUCCAGAACCAGCUCCCAUUGCUGCUGGUGCUCAGCUUCACCUACACCUCCCUGAACAUUGUGAGGGCUGUGGUGCAGGAGAAGGAGAGGAAGCUCAAGGAGUACAUGCGGAUGAUGGGCCUCAGUAACUGGUUGCACUGGAUGGCCUGGUUCCUCAUGUUCUUCCUCUUUCUCUCCAUCUCCAUCUUCUUCGUCACGCUGCUCUUCUGCAUCAAGGUGAGCCCUAAUGGGGCUGUGCUGACCUACAGUGACCCCACCCUGGUCUUUGUCUUCUUACUGAUCUUUGCCAUGGCAACCAUCAACUUCAGUUUCAUGAUCAGUGUCUUCUUCUCAAGAGCCAACGUGGCGGCGGCGGCGGGGGGCUUCAUCUACUUCCUGUCCUACCUUCCCUAUGUGUUCCUGUGGCCUCACUACGACCUGCUCAGCCAUGCCCAGAAGGUGUCGGCGUGCCUCAUCUCCAAUGUGGCCAUGGCCAUGGGAGCCCAGCUGCUGGGCAUGUUUGAGGGCAAAGGCACAGGGAUCCAGUGGUGUAACCUGUUUGAGCCUGUAACGGUGGACGAUGACUUCUCCCUGGCCCAGGUGUUGGGGCUGCUACUGUUGGACGCCCUGCUCUAUGGCCUCGUGGCCUGGUACGUGGAGGCCGUGUUCCCUGGGGAGUACGGAGUGCCCCUGCCCUGCUACUUCUUCCUGCUGCCAUCCUACUGGUGCGGCAGCCCCCGCAUGGCCAUGGUGAAGGAGAAGGAGGAAGAGGAGGAUGCGGAGAAGGCGCUGAAGGGGGAGUUUAUUGAGGAAGAGCCAGCAGGACUGGUCUCCGGGGUCAAGAUCAAACACCUGAAUAAGGAGUUUAAAAUGGGAAACAAGAUGCGGCAAGCUGUCAAGGACCUGACGUUGAACAUGUUUGAGGGCCAGAUCACGGUUCUGCUGGGACACAAUGGAGCGGGGAAGACCACCACUCUGUCCAUGUUGACCGGCCUGUUUCCUCCCAGCAGCGGCAGGGCUUACAUUAACGGCUAUGACAUCAGUCAGGACAUGGCUCUGAUUCGCCGCAGCCUGGGCCUGUGUCCUCAGCAUGACGUGCUCUUUGACAACCUCACAGUUCGGGAGCACCUGCUCUUCUACGCACAGCUGAAGGGUUACCCCUGCGAGAAAAUUCCGGAUGAGGUAGAUCGUAUAAUCCGAAUCCUAAACCUGGAGGACAAGAGGAACGCCUACUCCAAGACCCUGUCGGGCGGGAUGAAGAGGAAACUGUCCAUCGGCAUUGGCCUAAUUGGAGACUCCAAAGUGGUGAUGCUGGACGAGCCCACGUCGGGCAUGGACCCAUCAGCGCGCCGGGCCACUUGGGACCUGCUGCAGGGUGAGAAGCGCGGGCGCACCAUCCUGCUGACCACGCACUUCAUGGACGAGGCUGACCUGUUGGGUGACCGCAUCGCCAUCAUGGCCGAGGGAGAGCUGCAGUGCUGCGGAUCGCCCCUCUUCCUCAAGAACAAAUACGGGGCUGGCUACCACAUGGUGAUCGUGAAGGACGCGCUGUGCAAUGUGUCUGAGAUCACCCGGCUCGUCCACAUGUACGUUCCCAACGCCACGCUGGAGAGCAGUGCCGGGGCCGAGCUCUCAUAUAUACUGCCUAAGGAGAGCACCAACCGGUUUGAGCUGCUGUUUGCCGAGCUGGAGAUGAACAGAGACGAGCUGGGCAUCGCCAGCUAUGGAGCCUCAGUCACUACCAUGGAGGAAGUCUUCCUUAGAGUGGGUAAGCUGGUGGACUCUAGCCUUGACAUCCAGGCCAUCCAGCUGCCAGCGCUGCAGUACCAACACGAGAGGCGCUCCCACGACUGGACCAUGGACGACACCAGCAGCACCAGCGGCAUGACGGAUGUCACAGACUUCACGGACAGCGGGACGCUCAUCUCUGAGGACUGCUCCAAUAUCAAGCUCAACACCGGGGCCAGACUGUACAUGCAGCAGUUCUAUGCCAUGUUCGUGAAGAGAGCUUUGUAUAGCUGGAGGAACUGGAAGGUGAUGGUGGCCCAGUUCCUGGUUCCCCUGGUGUUCACCGUGCUGGCCCUGGUGGUGGCGAGGGUCUUCCCCGGACGCCACGACUCGCCCCAACUGCGGCUGGACCUGGCCCGCUACGGUCCCACCGUGGUGCCUGUGGCCCUGGAGACCGGCAAGGGGCCCCUAGCGAUUGCCCUGGCACAGCUAUAUUCCUCACAGUUGGCCACACAGAAAGCCCAGGAUGUCAAUAUUAGCGACUUCACUGAGUAUGUGCUCACCAAGGCAGAGGAAGAGGGCGGGGCAUUCAACGAGCGCUGUGUGGUGGGUGCCGCCUUCCGCGGUAGCCAAGGGAAGUUCACGGAGGUCACGGCCUACUUCAACAACCAGGGCUAUCACACGGUGGCCACGGCCCUGAUGAUGGUCGACAACGCUCUGUUCAAGUUGCUGGCCGGGCCAAAUGCUUCCAUUGCCACAGGCAACAUGCCCAUGCCUCGCAACAUCUCGGAGAGUGCACAGAGUCGGCUGACAGAAAGUCAAACCGGCUUCGCCAUCGCCAUCAACCUAAUGUACGGCAUGGCUUCCUUGUCCAGCACCUUCGCCCUGCUCCUGGUCACUGAGCGCUCGCUUAAGUCCAAGCACGUGCAGCAGGUCAGUGGCGUCUACCUCUCCAACUUCUGGAUCUCCGCGCUGCUCUGGGAUCUCGUCAACUUCCUGCUGCCCUGUGGGCUCAUGCUGGUGGUGUUCCAGGCAUUCGGGGUCAAGGCGUUCACAGCACACAACCACCUGGUUGACGUGCUGCUAAUCCUGCUGCUCUACGGCUGGGCCGUCAUCCCCCUCAUGUACCUGCUCAGCUUCCUGUUCUCCACAGCCGCCACCGCCUACACGCGCCUCACCAUCUUCAAUGUCAUCAGUGGCACCGCCACCUUCCUUACUGUCACCAUCAUGACCAUCCCAGAACUGAAUCUGCUGGACCUGUCUCGUAUCCUGGAUAAGGUUUUCCUGCUCUUUCCCAACUACUGUCUGGGCAUGGCGUUCAGCCAGUUCUACCAGAACUACGAGCUCAUCACUUUCUGCACCUCCAGCGACCUCGCCAUGACCAUCUGCAAAAUCUGGAACAUCACCUACCAGGAGGACUACUUCUCCAUGUCGGAGCCAGGCGUGGGUCGUUUCCUGGUGGCCAUGUCCGUGCAGGGUCUGGUCUUUAUCCAGUUCCUCUUCGUCAUUGAGCUGCAGUGUGUCAAAACCCUCCACCGAUUCCUCACCCAUCUUGGCAGGGGGCGGAAACAGCUGCCUCUCAUAGGGGAUGCAGCCCUGAUGCCAGAGGACAGAGAUGUAGCGGAGGAGAGGAAGAGGGUUCUGGAGUGUCAGCCCGUAGUGGACUCUAUGAUGGGGAGCCCUCUCAUACUGCAGGAGCUCAGCAAGGUCUACAGCAGCGGUUCAACGCUAUUGGCGGUAGACAGGCUGUCUCUAGCCGUGGGGAAGGGAGAGUGUUUUGGCCUGCUGGGUUUCAACGGAGCGGGGAAGACCACCACCUUCAAGAUGCUCACCGGGGACGAGGCCGUCACCUCUGGCGACGCCUACAUCGAUGGCUACAGCAUCCUGAGAGACGUCAAGAAGGCACAGCAGCGGAUUGGCUACUGCCCCCAGUUUGACGCCGUCCUGGAUCACAUGACGGGACGAGAAACGCUGAGCAUGUACGCUAGGCUCAGGGGGAUACCCGAGAAAUACGUGUCGGGCUGCGUGGAGAACGUUCUGCGGUCUUUACUGCUGGAGCCGCACGCCGACAAACUCUGUCGCAGUUAUAGCGGGGGCAAUAAGAGGAAGCUGAGUGCGGGAGUGGCUCUGAUUGGUGGACCUCCGGUCAUCUUCUUGGACGAGCCAUCCACCGGUAUGGAUCCGGUCGCUAGGCGACUGCUGUGGGACGCGGUGACGCGCACCCGAGAGUCCGGCAAGGCCAUUGUCAUUACUUCUCACAGUAUGGAAGAGUGCGAGGCCCUUUGCACCAGACUUGCUGUGAUGGUGAACGGCCAGUUUAAGUGUCUGGGAAGUCCCCAGCACCUAAAGAGUAAGUUUGGCAGUGGCUACACACUGCUGGCCAAAGUACGAGUAGACAACGAGGUGGAGGACAGCGACCUGCAACUCUUCAAGGACUUCAUUGAGAGCACCUUCCCAGGAAGUCUGCUGAAAGAUGAACACCAGGCCAUGGUCCAUUACCACUUGACUGACAAGACUCUCACCUGGGCACAGGUUUUUGGCACCCUGGAGGCAGCCAAAGAGAAGUACAGCGUAGACGACUACGCUGUGAGCCAGAUCUCCCUGGAACAGGUGUUUCUCAGCUUCGCCCAGUUCCAGCACUGCUCAGAGAGCAGCAGGAAGUAGACGGAGCCAGGAAGGAGGGGACAGCAGUGCUUCAUCCUUCGCGUGCAUCCAUCCACUCCGAGUGGAUGUACUCGCCUCUCCAACUGUGACACACACUCACAGCAGGUCUUAGACCACUGUGCAAUUCUGGAGCGCAGAUUGAUUCCCCACCGGACUUCAACGCAUUACCCCAGCUCCUUCUUAACCCUCUGGGCUUCGAGCGGCACACAAGACUGGGUCCGUCUGUCCAAGCCUGGGGGUUCCCCACGAACCACUCCUUUGUCUUUUGUUCAAUCUGUUUGUGGGUUGGACUUUUAGGUCAGUCCAGAGAGGCAGAGUUAGUGUAGAGUUAAGGGUGUAGGGGUCUGGUACAGCAGCUAUAUUACCAAGUAAAGAAUCCUAGAUGUUGCACCUUUUUUUCUUGAAAGUUUAAAGUCCACGUGUACCGCUGAAAAGGAAAAGUCCACUUUGUAUGGCUGCGCCUUGUUAAUGGUUCAGUCACCUUGCUGUUACUUUCUGUGGUCCUGAAGAUAAUUUUUGCUAAGUUGUUCUUCUGUUACUGGUGGUUACUGAAAAAUAGUGAGGAAAUUGUAAUAUAUAUCAACACAAUUGUAGUACCCCAUAUCGCCUUAUCAAAUGCAAUUGAAAGGGCAUACAUUUGUUCCUCUUCAUUACAGUUAAUGCCUUGCGCCAAUGCCUGCUCAUCCUUUUUGGUAGAGUGUAAAUGAUGUAAGAGAUGAAUGGUACUGAAGUAACUUCCUGUAGGAAUAAUGUCAGAAACGUUGCAUGAUUGUUGGCUAAGAAUUGCAUGUCUGAAUGACGGACAACCUCACUAGACUCUAAAACCAAUGCUAGGUAUUGAGAUGGCUUAAAAACGGUCAUCAAAAUUCUGAGAAGGCCAGUCUUUAGUUUUUGUGAGACAACUUAAAAUAUUAUGGGAUAAUGGACUUGUGGGUCCCUUUAUGCAUUAUUUGUCAACCGAUUGAAGCACAACUUCACUUUCAUUGUGAUCUCGUAGAUACACAAUCACUAUAUUGCCCUGAGGUAGCGGUUCUCAACCCUCUCCUGGAGACCCCCAGCCAUCUCACAGCUUGGUUGCAGACCUGAACAAGAUCACCUGAAUCAAACAACCAGGGGCUUAGGAAUUUGAUUCAGGUGUGCUAGCUCAGGAAUCAAAUACAUGGAACGGCUGGAAGUCCCAGGAGAGGUUUGAAAACCACUGCCCCAAUGAGUCAUAAACUACACCAUAUUUUUAGAUGUUUUAGAAGUCCUGACCUACAACCAAAACAAUGAAUGGGUCUCUGACUGCUGCUGCUGUGAAAUGUAAUGUCUUAAUUACAGAUAUUGAUGGAUAUGCAUAUACUGAUCCGGUACGAGGCAACAUAUAAGCUCUGAUACCACUGAAUUUAUUUGUGACAAAGUGUGCCAAGUAGCUCACUUUGUAAAAAGUGUGGGUUUGAUUCCCACAGGGGGCCAGCAGGAAAAAUGUAUGUACUUGCUACUGUAAGUCACUCUGCUUAAACGUAAUGUAAAACAUUCUAAAUGUGACUUGAAGCACAUUGGACCAAUAAUGUUGUUUUCAACAUUGCAGGCUGUAUUUCAGUCAACCUGUCGAAAGGUUUUUUAUUUGUUUAGCAAGUCACUGGCACAUCCCGUCCAACUUAUUACUGGUGCUUGUUCUAUAAAAGGUCAUAUAAAACCGAAGACAAGACAAACCAGCACAUUGUUGUUGAUUAUAUCACUGCUGGUCAUUUAUUGAAGCUUAUAAAUCAGCCCCAAGCCUUCAUCAGUGCUUUAGUGAAUGUUUGUAUAUAUUGCACCCUAAUGUAGACAUAGCUCCACCAACCCAUUUGAGUAUGUCAAAUGGGAAAGAAGCUUCGGAAAAUGAUGUUAGAGUUUACCCAUUAUAAUGAAGCUACUAAGAUUUCACUGGGCUACUUACAGGAUGGAAACAUCGUAUUAACAUCAUGUUGAAUGUAAUACUGGUUCAACACAAAACAGUAAUUCCUAUUCAUAUUUACAACAUCCCAUGCAUUUGGGUCUCAUCAUUAUGGCCUUUUGGAAAAGUGCAGUUAAUAUCACCUCCCCAAAAGCAUUACCAUUAUAUGUACAAGACCUUAUUGAUCUGAUUAACAAGAAACCAUAAACCGGAUAAAAUAAACCUGGUCACAUUAGAGUCCGUACACUAAUACACCCAAUAUGACUGGCAGUUUUAGCCCAUUACCUGAGAGACCAACAAAUUAUCCACCAACGAACUGCAAUUUACAGACAUUGACUAAAUCUCCCUUGCAGCCAAUAUGUUAGCUUCAGUGAAGGACCGACAGUGAUAAAAGGAAAAUCAGAGUGCUGGUUUAUCCAAUUGGUUCAGAUUAAGAAAUAAAAAACGUUCUGGAAGAAUGUACAAUGUAAUACAAAAACUUUUUGAAUCUUACCCCAAAAUCCCUGAAGAUGUUUUGGAUUGAAUAAGACCCUUUAAUCAGUCUGUCUGCUUAAGAGCUGUGUUUCCUUCAUUGUGAGAGGCUAUUGGCUUUUCUGAUUUUGGUCAAUCCCAUCCAAUUUACUGUCCUCCAUGACCAGGAAACAUAAGUGGUUGAGGUGUCGAUUAUUUAGUAGGUGUUAGGAAGUGUCUUCCCUACCUGUAUAUUCCCAUUGAAAUACAACUUAUUGUUUUAUCUGUAAAAUGUAGUUUUUAUCAAAACACAUUGAGACCAAGUCCAUUUUGAUUUUGGGAUCUACCCAUUUCAUACCAAAACAUUUUUGUAUGAGAACGUUCUCCCUGUGGCCUGUCCUUGAUUACCUUUUAACAUUUUCAAAAGAAGAACAGAGAUGAGAGGAGAGAAGGCUUUGGGAUUGAGGAAACUAUUUAGAAACUUCAAGGGAUCGGCUCAUGACUUUUCUUUUUAGUGUUAAAUCUCUAACCCUAACCUUUUAAGUAAGGUGCACCCACACUAACUGAAGUGUAGCUGAACCAUUUCAUGUUGUUUGUUAAUUUUGUGGGCUGUCCCCUGACACCUGUGGAUUUUACUACAGUACUACAUAAUCCCAAAAGUGCAAACAUUACUUUUUGCUUAUUAAUGUUUAAUUGUUCUUUAGCUAUGGGCCAGUGAACUGUUAAGCCCUCUUAAUAUAGCCCUUAUAACUGAAUACAAUAAAGUAACAUCCGGUCAACUAAGCAGUCACUUUUCCCCCCAUUGGCUAUGGAUUUUAAUGUGUAAUAGCCUUUGUCAUUGUAACAAAACAGACCAAAAGAUUGCAAUACAUUGGAAGUAUUCAAAAUAAUGUUACAAUGAUGGUCACCUUAUUGAUUCAGCUGACUGUAAAACAAGCCCUCACACAAGGCCUACGAUGGUCACCCUGUCUGUUCAGCUGACUGUAAAACAGGCCCUCACACAAGGCCUACGAUGGUCACCCUGUCCGUUCAGCUGACUGUAAAACAGGCCCUCACACAAGGCCUACGAUGGUCACCCUGUCUGUUCAGCUGACUGUAAAACAGGCCCUCACACAAGGCCUACGAUGGUCACUCUGUCUGUUCAGCUGACUGUAAAACAAGGCCUACGAAGGACACACUGGCCUUUCUCUCCUCAUGUGAGGUAACUGUCUGUUACUUAUGAAGAACCUACCCUUGUCUUUUAUUGCUUUUUUUUAAUCUGAUGUUAUUGUUAACACACACCUGUGUAUUGCUGAUGUCAAAAUACUCAAAUUACUCAUAACUCACUCUGUCUCAUGCUGAGUUCAGUUAAAUGUAUGUAUUUUGUUAAUGUGUUUUUGGGAUAAUUUUCGAUAGCUAACAAACCGACAGGGAAUGAAAAGUGGUAACAGAGAACACUGAACUAGAGUCCUGCUGACAUGCUUGGAAGUCAAAAUGUAAUGAAGGAAAAAUGUGUGCUUGAAGGUCACAGCUCUCUGUCCUCCUUUUUUUUUAAUGUAUAAACAUAAAAAAUAAGGUUUUAUGUUUAUACAUAUAUACAGUAUAUAUGCACAGGUCAUCUAUAUGGACAUAAAUCUUGCGGUUUUUCCCUGAGAAUGAGUUGAAAUUUCACAUUUUGUGUUCAAGUAAAGAAUAACUUGAAAACGUGUGACAUUGACCGUGAUAAUGCAUAUUGUUGAGAUGAAAUACAGGGAUCAUAUUCAAAUUAGGGAAUUUACAUCACUAAUCAUUUGUACUGUAUCAUGGAAUUAAUCUUGUUUACUGUAAAUGUAUUGCUAUUCUUUUUUAAAUUAAAUCUGCUCUGUGCAAAUGAGGGCAAAAACAAACAA